AUGUAUGAUCUUAACCACCCGGUGUAUAAGAAACUGCAGGGCAUAGGCAAAGAUAUCACAACAAAAGUGAAGCCCAAGGCCGUCGUUGUAUUUUCCGCACAUUGGCAGUCAGAAGGAAGCAACAAAAUCCAAGUCAACACAAAAGAAAACGCGGACUUGAUUUAUGAUUUCUGUGGAUUUCCCGGACACUAUUAUCAAGAGAAAUAUCCAAACGUUGGCAGCAAGCAAGUAGCUGCGUUGGUCAUAGAUGCGCUCCGAUCAAAUGAUAUCGAGGUUGAACCGGUCGACAGAGGCCUGGAUCAUGGAGUCUGGGCGAGCUUCAAGGUGGCUUUUGAUCCAGAAGAAAACCCUUUGAACGCACCCCUCGUGCAAGUCUCUCUCUUCUCUUCAGAAGAUCCUUACCAACAUUACAACCUGGGCCGAGCGGUGGCCAGUCUUCGCUCGCGAGACAUUGCCAUCAUCGUCUCUGGCAUGGCCGUGCACAAUCUCCGCGAUUUUCGAUUCACCGCGGGAACUUCGCGGCCAAUGCCCUACACGAUUAGCUUUGAUGAGGCCUUGAAAGACGCCGUAACCAGUCUUCCUGCAGAGCGUGAGCAGAAGAUGGCAAAUCUCCUCACGCGACCAGAUGCGAGGCAAGCACAUCCAACAUUUGAUCAUUUGCUACCCAUCUUUGUUGGUGCGGGUGCAGCAGGAGACGACGUUGGGGAGCGGCUAUGGACCCUGAAGGAAGGUUCUUUCAGUUGGGCUCAGUACAGAUUCGGUGAAGUGGGGGCCAAUUAA
Molecule: messenger RNA, 780 nt
Organism: Letharia lupina
Lineage: Eukaryota; Fungi; Ascomycota; Lecanoromycetes; Lecanorales; Parmeliaceae
Exons: 3
Coding region: 1-780 (259 amino acids)
Molecular function (GO): ferrous iron binding; oxidoreductase activity, acting on single donors with incorporation of molecular oxygen; zinc ion binding
Source: RefSeq, a predicted model, not a curated record